GUCACCCGGCGCUCCGCACUGGAGAACUUGAUCUUGACCAGCACGUUUGGAUUCAUAGAGAGAGGGAGGACAACAUAACUUACACUUAAAGUUACAUGCUGAGCAGUGACUAAGGAGGUUUCAUCUACUUUAUUAUCCACUGCCACACUUGGAUAUUUAAACCUCAUAUCAACCUUUUUGGGACGUUUUUUCCUUUUUUGCCUCGUUACUGUGUCUUCCUCCCCACCCCCGUUGGGGAUAAACCCUCGCCCGGUCCGUGUGGCCGUCUCCUCCUUCCCAGAGAGGGUGUAGAGUAAACGUUGGCCCGGAGAUGCAGUCCCUUCUCCCGCUCGCUGUGUAUUGCAUCAGCCUGGUUUCCCUCCAGCAGCCGCUGGCUGCGGCGGAUAAAGAGGAUCCCGACAGCAACAGGCUGGACCUCCUCAACAAGCUCAUUGACCAGAGAGAGGAUAAAGCCUCCGUGUCAGGAAGCCAGACUCACAUCGCCUCCCCCUCCUUAGCCCCCGGUCGAUCCCCAAAAUUGCUGCCCGGUUUCCUGAGACACCAACCAGCUUCAGGAGUGAGAGCAGCUUUGCCAAGCCUGGCGUGGGCACGACCCGUUGGGAUGUCACAGAUCAAGCUGAGGGCACCGAGAGCUCGUCGCCAUGCCCACUCUGGAUCGCGUAGUGGUCACCACUAUCCCCAACAUGCGCAGCUGAUGAGAGUGGGUUGCGUCCUUGGAACCUGCCAAGUGCAGAACCUCAGCCACCGGCUCUAUCAGCUCAUUGGCCAGAGCGGCAGAGAAGAAUCGUCCCCCAUCAACCCCAGGAGCCCCCAUAGUUAUGGAUGAGUUAGUUGAUACCCCCAAACACCCACAGCGAGUCUAUCUAUAUCUCCAUUUAUUUAUCUCUUAAUGUAUUACUGUUAUUCUUUGCAUUAGAGUUUGAUGUAGUCCAUAACUUGUGUUCAUCUAUCUCAAAAUGACAAUUAUACUUCCCAUGUCUCUACUUUUUCUGCUGAUUGAUGGAUUUGAAGAUUCAAAUCCAAAAUGAUGACAGACUGAAUAAUUUUGAAACCCCCAAUUUGAGUUGACUUUUGCCUUUUUUAAGGACGUUCAAAUCUCGUCAAAGUAUUUUUGGUUCCCUCUGUUGAAAGCUCAAAACAAGGCCUCACUUUGACAUCUUAAUCCUGUUCAUAUUAGAGUGAAGGCUUGUCCUCAACACCGUCCAGAGGCCUGGUUCUGUCUGCCAACUGACCUCUCCGGCGGUGGUUAUUCCGCAGCUCUAUGAUGAAACACUUAAGCCCCUAAUGUGGAUUUCAACCUGCACUCAGAACCGGGGCCCUUUGAAAACCAAUGUAUUCCCAGAAACCCCGCAACUAACCCAACGAAACCUUUUACCUUUUACCGUUCUUUUUUUGUGCCCUCUCCUUUUGUCAACAUUGGAACUCCCAGGUCAUUUCACAACUGCACUUAGGCUUACAAUAUGAACACUGACAACCCUAGAAUAUUCCACGAGUGUUGAGUUGAAUGGGGAAUUCAUCACUCAGAAGGGGUUUUGUGUUUCAGCACCACAGUUUACAGUCGAAACCAGCCAAAGCACUCGGGUUACACCCGAGUUAAAGAGCAUUCUGAGUCAGGACUUGACCACAUAAACUCCAAAAUGAAAAUGAGAAAGAAGAGGGCGAGCAUCCAGUGCCUUGGACAGAAUCUACACAGAAACUCAUGUCCCAAAGGAUCAGUUUCAGAGUAGCCGGUUGGCCAGCACAGCAGGUGGCAAAGUGAGCCUUGGAGCCACCACUGCUGGCAUUUUCCCCCGCCAGAGGCCAAGUCUGAAAUAUUAGCCUUUUCACGUGAUUCAUAAGUUCCCCUUGCAAGUUAAGACUUUGGGUUGACAGCUGUUUAAUAAAACGGACCUAAUCACCUCAGGCAUAUGUAGUGCCACAGCAGUAAGGGGGGCUCAGUUUCCCAUGGUCUGAAAACUCGAGGCAUGUGGCUUCCACACAUGUAGCCUUGAAGUUUGCAGAUAUUAAGGAGUCGCUUCACCGUUAAAAAAAAGUCAUGGGAAAUUCCCAUGACUUUGGGAGAUCUUUUUUUUGCUGCUGAGCCCUUUUAAUUGCUAUUUUCUAGUGCUGUAACAAAUUCACCUCCAUUUGUAUUGGGGAGGAGAUAAAAGUAAGUGUUGCAGGUGAGUGGAGAAAUACAGGUUAAUUGUUCCUUCAUUUCCUACAGGCAAUACUUGACACCCUUGUUUUUUACAUGUAGAAUGGUUAACGGGUUAAAACUUACCCCCUGAGAUGACUUUUACAUUGCUGUGAUCUUAUGGGACACCACAGUGAUCAAAAUGUUAGGUGUGCCCAAUUUUAAUGUCCAUAAAAUGAUGGCAGAGCGUCAAUAAAUACAUGCCCUGAUAUUUCCUCCUUUCUAUCCUCUGAAAUAGUGGGCGGGCGAUGGACUGCGAAUAACUGAGGUCAAGCUCUACUCAUUGGGCCUGCUUAAUUUUGACAGGCCUUAAAGAAAUGCAACCAUACGUAUAAAAAAAAAAAAAUUAUAUUACAUAAUGUACUUUUAUUCCAAGACUGCGGAGAGUGUUUCGUAGUCAUUUAGAUGAUCAUAUCUGCUCAUAUUAUCAUAUAAUUCCACAAACAUGAACGUUGGCUAUUCCUUAAGAGCAUUAGUUUAAACUCAUAAAAUACCUGGCAAUACUUGACAAACUGAGCGACUUUACAUGUGACCUACAUCAUAUAAUAAUGUGUCCUUUUUAUAUCUUAAUCUGUGUCUUCUGAAUUUACUUGGGUGUCUUUCUUUGUACAUUUUGUCAUCUCUCUUCUCUUCUCUGUGUGUAAUCGUUGAGGUCACAGGGUAAUAAUCAGUGGUCCUUUGGUCUUAGAUCUAAUCUGUUCAAAGGCUUGCUGAGGUCAAACAUGCCAUUCUCUCUGCUGUAACCGAGCUAAUCAAUGUCUCGUGACGGAUCAUUAAAAGGCUUUUCAAAUACUGAAAUCCUGGUGGAUCUCUCUGCUUUUUAAUAGCGUUCUACUUCACACACACACACACGCACACGUGAUGUGUGGGUGUGUGUGUGUGUGUUGAGCUGCUGCACGUAGCCCAUCAGGAUACUUAUCUUCUGUGUUUGAUUUGUGCUCUGGACCGUUUCCAGUCUUUUUGUGACGUCAGGAGUUGCGUCACAUCCACUUGUGGUGAGCAAACUGUGCACUACCGCAAACUGUGCACUACCGCGAAUACCUCUCCAUAGAAACACAUUUUUUUGUUUUUUUUCAUGGCUCUCUGUUGCAAAGAGGAAUAAGUGCAGAAUGUCUGAGUUGUGUAAUAUAGCGUUGAUCCAGGUGGAUCUCCGUAGCUGAUUUUUCUUCUUUAGGGUCACAGGAAAGCACUUUAAUGCAAACGCAUGUGUCACUCGUUUCCCUGAAACUCCCUCAUUGUGAUGAACUUGUGAAAGUUGGACACGGUUCCUCUUGUAAAUGUUGCAUUUGAGAUUGUCUGAGAAUGUGUUUCGAAGACGUCAGUGCACUCCGUGUGGCGUCAGGAUGACUGUGAACGCUGUGAGCGCCUGUAAAAACUCACAUAUAUAUUCAGCCAAUUUAUUUUUAAAAAGGUUAUGUAUUUAAGUUAUCUUUGUAUGUUAAUAUAUGUAUGUCACCAAAGACUAUUUAUCUCACCUUUUCCACUGCUCCUUAAAAGUGACUGUAUAGUAGGAAAAAAAUUCUUAACUGUAGUUGAAAUGUUACUGCUUGUCAAUGUCCUUCACUCUGUAAAAUAAAGAACUCUACUGUAUUGUG
Messenger RNA from Cyclopterus lumpus (lumpfish), 3771 nucleotides. RefSeq names its product adrenomedullin 2a (gene adm2a). Gene Ontology annotation, cellular component: extracellular region. Gene Ontology annotation, biological process: regulation of systemic arterial blood pressure; adenylate cyclase-activating G protein-coupled receptor signaling pathway; positive regulation of heart rate. The transcript has 3 exons. The record is from RefSeq and is a predicted model, not a curated record. Bases 311 to 826 code for a protein of 171 amino acids. Lineage: Eukaryota; Metazoa; Chordata; Actinopteri; Perciformes; Cyclopteridae. Gene Ontology annotation, molecular function: hormone activity.